This is a messenger RNA of Aspergillus melleus, 1440 nucleotides long. RefSeq names its product Dor1-like family protein. Bases 1 to 1440 code for a protein of 479 amino acids. Gene Ontology annotation, biological process: intra-Golgi vesicle-mediated transport; cytoplasm to vacuole targeting by the Cvt pathway. The record is from RefSeq and is a predicted model, not a curated record. The transcript has a single exon. Gene Ontology annotation, cellular component: COG complex. Lineage: Eukaryota; Fungi; Ascomycota; Eurotiomycetes; Eurotiales; Aspergillaceae.
AUGGCCGACUACUUGUAUGAGCUCCUAACCCCGCAUCUGGCCUACGGGGAUGGCUCUCCUCUGGCGCCUCAACACAACGUCACCACGGCCCGAUAUCUCAAUCGAUUACCCACCCUCUCUCUCCAGGCGUUGCAAGAAACAGAACCCCAGUCGCUAGCGCAGUCCUCUCACUCCACCUUGCUCUCCCUACAGGCCCUAUCCAAUCGUUCGCAUAAAACUUUCAUCGCCUCCUCCGACAGUCUAUCGCACCUACGCACGUCAAUUCCCCAGUUGACGCGAGACGCCCAACAACUUCGAGAUGCAAUUCCGAGACUCGACGAAGAAGCCGUCCAAUUCGCGUCCAAGUAUAACCGUGCCGCGGAAAAUGUAGCGCUGGAGAAGCGCAAAAAGGCCAUGCAGCUGGCGCGCAACGUUGACCGACUCUCCGAUAUUCUAGAGCUACCCACUCUACUGUCGACGACGGUCUCAUCUGCCGCGGCUAGCUCGGGUGCGACGGCGGGCUCGUUUUCCACAACCUACUCUGCCGCAUUGGACCUAUACGCUCAUAUCAAAAGACUGCAAACCCUAUACCCGGAUUCGCCGCUGGUUAAAGAUGUCGUGCUCCAAGCCGAAGAUGCCAUGAAGGAUAUGACUACGAACCUUAUCGCUGGUCUUCGGACUCAAAAUCUCCGACUCGCUGCGGCCAUGAGAACAGUAGGAUGGAUGCGUCGAGUUGCGCCCGAAUUGGAGAACCUCCGUAGCGAUGGCGGGACCGGCUCCGGGGAAGGUGCGCUGGGGGCCUUGUUUUUGAUCUGCAGACUGGCAAAUCUAGUGUCUACACUGGAGGCAUUGGAUCCCUUGCGGGAGCUCGCAGAUCAGGAGACGCAGCGGAGGGCACAGAGUCUAGAGAAGAAGGACGGCACGGCUACCUCGUGGUCUGCGGGGCACCAAACCGAGAAGUUUCUGAAACGAUAUAUUGAAAUCUUCCGCGAGCAGAGCUUCGCGAUAGUCUCAUUAUACAAAAACAUCUUUACCCCGGACCAGUCUGGGUCGGAUCUAGCCGUGGCGGGAUUACGGGGAAUUGAUGCACGCACUAAGACGACGACCGCGGCUCGCCCGGAUGACCCGCUGCAGUCACUUCCUUCGGCCCUUGCAACGUUUCCCAUGCACCUGGUUCAGCUACUAACGGGUACAUUGCGGACAUAUCUGCCCAACGUCCAGGACAAAAGCUCGCGGGAGAGUCUCCUCACGCAGGUCUUAUACUGUGCUGCCAGUUUGGGGCGACUUGGGGGAGACUUCGGCAUGAUUCUGACGGAGUUGAGUGACGGAGAAGACGGAGACGAGAUCGCUUACGAAUGGGAGGAGGUGACACAGAAACACCGAGCGUUGGCCGGACGCCUGGAACAGCUCACAGGAGGCAAUAACCAUUCAGACGCAAGACGCUCGGACAAGCGCUUGUAG